Boeremia exigua is the source of this 625-nucleotide messenger RNA. RefSeq lists its product as uncharacterized. The transcript has a single exon. Bases 217 to 438 code for a protein of 73 amino acids. The record is from RefSeq and is a predicted model, not a curated record. Lineage: Eukaryota; Fungi; Ascomycota; Dothideomycetes; Pleosporales; Didymellaceae.
CCCUCCUCAACAUCCCGCGCACCGCAACUACCGCGCAGAUAACCCAAGCGCACCGCGCGCUGUCGCUGAAACACCACCCGGACCGGGUGCAAGGCGAGGCGGCGAAGCGGGCGGCGACGGAGCGGAUGGCGCGGAUUAAUCAGGCGCGGGAUGUGUUGGUGGAUGAGCGGAUGCGGGGGUUUUAUGAUGCUACGGGGUUGAUUGGGGGGGUUGAGGAUGUUUAGGUGGGGGGUUGGGUGUGCUUCGUUAGAUGUGCUUCGUGAGGUCUACUUCUGGAUUUGCUGGAUCUGCUGGAUCUGCUUCGUUGGAUCUACUUCGUUGGACUCACUUCAUUGGGUCCGUUUGGGUAAGUGGUGUGGUGUUUUGAUUCAUGUUGGAAAGGUGCUGGCGGGUUACAUUGUAUCAAGUACUGUAGUUAUCCUGUUUUACGGUGUUUAGUUUCAAUGGAGUUGUCAGACUACUAUUGGGUUCUAUCAGUUCAAGUGGUGUGUGCUGUGAUGUUUACACUGUGGUGUUGGUUCAAUAAGUAGUCAGAUCGAAUGAGUGCUGUAUCCAAUGCCGACACAAUGCAAUGGCGAUGAAAGGUGACAUGCAAAGGCGAUUGAAGAUGAUGUGCAAAGGUGAU